AUGCACAUUUCACAGACAGGAAAUGGGAGAAAUGACUUGCUCAAGGUCAUAUAGCCAGAAAGGGGUGAGGCUGUCUGACACCAAGGUCUGAAGUGCAUAAUUUCUGGUGCCUUCUCUCUGCCUAUGAUGGGAGCUUCCCGCCGCCUCAGCCACAGUCCCUCCGGGGGUCCUUGGGCCCAGGACAUGCGGUGAUCUCCGAGCACGGGCAGCCACCACCACCCAGAGCUCACCAGCCAUGAACGCCCACCCCAAGGAGAUGGUGCCCCUCAUGGGCAGAAGAGCUGCCAUCCCCAGUGGGAACCCGGCCGUCCCGCAAGAGAAGAGGUCAGCAGAAAUCACCCCCACCAAGAAGAGUGCACACUUCUUCCUGGAGAUAGAAGGGUUCGAUCCCAACCCCACUGUCUCCAAGACCUCUCCCCCCGUCUUCUCCAAGCCUAUGGACUCCAACAUCCGGCAGUGCCUCUCUGGCAACUGUGAUGACAUGGACUCACCACAGUCUCCUCAGGACGAUGUGACGGAGACCCCCUCCAAUCCGAACAGUCCCAGUGCAAACCUGGCCAAGGAAGAGCAGAGGCGGAAAAAGAAGCGGCUGAAGAAGCGCAUCUUUGCAGCCGUGUCGGAGGGCUGCGUGGAGGAGCUGCUGGAGCUGCUGCGGGAGCUGCAGGAGCUUUGCAGGCGGCGACGCGGCCUGGACGUGGCUGACUUCCUCAUGCACAAGCUGACGGCCUCUGACACGGGGAAGACCUGUCUGAUGAAGGCCUUGUUAAACAUCAACCCCAACACCAAGGAGAUUGUGCGGAUCCUGCUGGCUUUUGCUGAGGACAAUGACAUCCUGGACAGGUUCAUCAAUGCUGCGUACACAGAGGAGGCCUACAAAGGGCAGACGGCACUGAACAUCGCCAUCGAGCGGCGGCAGGGAGACGUCACCGCCCUGCUCAUCGCUGCGGGCGCCGACGUCAACGCCCACGCCAGGGGUUUCUUCUUCAACCCCAAGUACCUGCACGAAGGCUUCUACUUCGGCGAGACCCCACUGGCCCUGGCGGCAUGUACCAACCAGCCCGAGAUUGUGCAGCUGCUGAUGGAGAAUGAGCAGACAGAUAUCACCUCUCAGGACUCACGGGGAAACAACAUCCUACACGCACUGGUGACGGUGGCUGAGGACUUCAAGACGCAGAAUGACUUUGUGAAGCGCAUGUACGACAUGAUCCUGCUGAGGAGCGGAACCUGGGAGCUGGAGACCAUGCACAAUAACGACGGUCUCACACCGCUGCAGCUGGCCGCCAAGAUGGGCAAGGCCGAGAUCUUGAAGUAUAUACUCAGUCGUGAGAUCAAGGAGAAGCCCCUCCGGAGCCUGUCCCGGAAGUUCACUGACUGGGCAUACGGGCCUGUGUCGUCAUCACUCUAUGACCUCACCAAUGUGGACACUACGACAGACAACUCGGUGCUGGAAAUCAUUGUCUACAACACCAACAUUGAUAACCGGCAUGAGAUGCUGACCCUGGAGCCCCUGCACACACUGCUGCAUAUGAAAUGGAAGAAGUUUGCCAAGUACAUGUUCUUCUUGUCCUUCUGCUUUUAUUUCUUCUACAACAUCACCCUGACUCUGGUCUCCUACUACCGCCCCCGGGAAGAGGAGGCCCUCCCACACCCGUUGGCCUUGACGCACAAGAUGGGGUGGCUGCAACUGUUAGGAAGGAUGUUCGUGCUCAUCUGGGCCCUGUGCAUCUCUGUGAAGGAGGGCAUCGCGAUCUUCCUGCUGAGACCCUCGGAUCUGCAGUCCAUUCUCUCUGAUGCCUGGUUUCACUUUGUCUUCUUUGUCCAAGCCGUGCUUGUGGUGCUGUCCGUCUUCUUGUACUUGUCCACCUACAAGGAGUACCUCGCCUGCCUUGUGCUGGCCAUGGCCCUGGGCUGGGCAAACAUGCUCUACUACACGCGGGGGUUCCAGUCCAUGGGCAUGUACAGCGUCAUGAUCCAGAAGGUCAUUUUGCAUGAUGUUCUGAAGUUCUUGUUUGUAUAUAUCGUGUUCCUACUUGGAUUUGGAGUAGCCCUGGCCUCAUUGAUCGAGAAGUGUCCCAGCGACAACAAGGACUGCAGCUCCUAUGGCAGCUUCAGUGAGGCGGUGCUGGAACUCUUUAAGCUCACCAUUGGCCUGGGCGACCUGAACAUACAGCAGAACUCCAAGUACCCCAUCCUCUUUCUGUUCCUGCUCAUCACCUACGUCAUCCUCACCUUCGUCCUCCUGCUCAACAUGCUCAUCGCCCUGAUGGGAGAAACCGUGGAGAAUGUCUCCAAGGAGAGUGAGCGCAUCUGGCGUCUACAGAGAGCCAGGACGAUUUUGGAGUUUGAGAAGAUGUUACCAGAAUGGCUGAGGAGCAGAUUCCGGAUGGGAGAGCUGUGUAAAGUAGCAGAGGAAGACUUCCGGCUGUGUUUGCGGAUCAAUGAGGUGAAGUGGACUGAGUGGAAAACGCAUGUCUCCUUCCUCAACGAAGACCCGGGGCCCGUGAGACGGACAGCAGAUUUCAACAAAAUCCAAGAUUCUUCCAGGAGCAACAGCAAAACCACCCUCAAUGCAUUUGAUGAAAUAGAUGAGUUUCCAGAAACUUCGGUGUAGAAGCAGAAUCCAGAGCUGGUGUGAGCAUGGGCCACCUGAUGCUGCAGGCUGGGUCCUGGACUCCCUGCUGAGGGCUUGUGACGCGAUGCGGCCUCGCACUUCGUGCCCAGAGGCGGAAAGCACCCUUGUGCUGAGUCGGGGGCUGUACUGAGAGGCAGUUGUCCAUCUGCUUGAGUGGGAAACACCCUGAAUAUUUUUUUACUCAGCAAAGGGUUGGUGUAAACCCAUGGCCGGCAGUCCUGAGCCUGGAAGUCCCUGAAGUCCAGGGUGAAGCCCCUGGGCUCACCAACUGCAGGGCAGCUUGGCUGGAGGUGGGGGGCAGGGAAGGGGCAGAGGCCUGAGGAGCAGAACUUCCUUCCAGCCAACAUCUCCUCCACAGUCCCCAGCCCUAGCCCACACGUUCCACCAUCUCCCUUACCGUGACUGAGUCUCCUGAAUUUAAGGGAUUCUUGAUCCCAUCCCAGAACAAACAGGGGACUGAACUAAGUCGGACAUCCUGGGGGCAGAGGGGACUGAGCUGUGGAAAUGCCCGUCCGGACCCUUCAGGGAACAGGAAACUCCCCUCGGAGCGAGUGCCUUGGUACGCCAAGGUUCCAGCUGUCUCAGACUGAGAGACGUUUUCCGUAGAGUAAUUAACACAGGGUUUUUAUUUUCAAUAGAGAAAAGACAUUUCAGUUUUGAAUGAAAGUUACUUCAGAUGAAGUAUGUGAUUUUAAAAGCUGAGAAGCAGAUUUGGGGAUUUGGGGCUGGAUAUAAGUAUUAUAUACUUGGCCUCAGGGUGGCCAGAGCAGGGACAAGAAGCUUUUCUUUACACACACAGAAGUGCACAUGAGACGUGCCAGGCAGGGCCUGCGUGGGCUGCUGUGACGUGGGUGGAGGAGCUUGGCUCUUGUGUUUGUCCUGGCCCUGUCAUCAUGCGUGCCUCCCAGCUGGGAGCGGGGCUUCAUCUGGCACGGAAAUAGCAGCUGCUCUGUUUCCACGGUCUUAAAUCUCAGAGGUUACUAUUAUACAUCAGUACUUCUCAUUGGAGGAAUUUAACGAAAUACCCGGAAUGCUCUGGUAUUAAAUAUUUUUGUUAACUGUGAAUUUUGAGGCUGAGAAGGAGUGUGAAAAAGGAGUGUUUGCCAAGACAUAGGGCUUCUUUUUAGAGCCUCAUCCUCUGACUUUUCUCCCCCUGAAAUUACGCAGAGUCAGGCUGGGGCAGAGGUGAAGUGGGGAUGGGAGACUUCUUCUGGAUCACUGGAACCUAAACAACCAUAAAAGCCACUCUGCCUUAGGUAUCUGGUAAAAGGAUUCAUGUGGGAAUUUUUGGAGGUGGAAUUGCAAAGAUAUUAACCGUGAGUUUUAAUUUUAAAGGGCAUAACAAUAAAUUUGGCCUUUAGACAACUUGGCAAUUGGCUAGUGAAUGUGACCUGAGGCAAACUGAGGAGUGCGGGCCAAGGAGUCCACUCUGGGCCCGUUUCUCCACUCUGGGCUGCUCUGUGUGCCAACUUCCCUGGGUGAGUGGACACUUGGCCUUUGUGCCCCUGAUGGGUCAGGGCUUGGGAGAGGGUGGGGUGGGUCAGGGACGAGCCUGAGACCUGCACAGUUUGCUUCAGCCCCUGUACUCCCAGCUGAAGCCGACCAGGGCUCUAAGCUGUGGUGGUCAGAUCAAGCUCUGGUGUGAGCAGGGGUAGCAGGGCCUAGGCAUGUUCUCUGGAAAGGGAAGAUUGGUGGAGGAGGGUUGUCAUGGAGGCAGGAGGAGCACCUGUGUUCCAGAGGAGCAGAAACAGUGCCAAAGGAAAUUUCAAGGACAAAGAUUUUGGUUCUGUUCCAUCUAGCAACUGCUCCAGAUAUUGAGGAUGUUUAAGCAGAACUUAUUUAGGGAUGUUGUUAAGGAAUCAUGAUCAGAUGGACUUUGAGGUCCUUUUAGCCUGGAGCUCAGCAUCCUGUAUCUGGAGUUCCCUACUUGUAUACAUCCAGAGCAGAUGUCCUGGUCUGAAGGGCAACCAUUUGGAUCCAUGGUGCCCUGAUCUAGGAAUUCCAGAAUUGUUCUGAUUCAUAUACGAAUGGAUAAAGUCGGAUAGCUCGCCAUUUCCCAUUUAAACAGAAGCUGGGGGUGAGGUGAAUGGAAAUCAAUAAUGGGAUCUUGGUCUUCUCACACAACUGGAAAGCUGUUCUCUGUGGAUCUGGAUGGAAUUUGUGGGCAGGGGCAUUUUCUGUACCCGUAUUCAUCCCUGAAAGGCUUUCAGCCUAGAUCGUCUGAGCCUGGGUAGGUUUACCAAGGCGAAAGAAAGCAAUGAGUCAAAGAUCAUUGGUUUGAAAGGAUCAGUUCCCUUAUCUUAUACCUGGAAACUAAAGCCCAGAAAGGAAAGUGGAUUUGCUUAACACCAUGCAGCCACGCAGAAAGUCACAUCAGAACUGCUGAAGUUGGAGUGUUCUGACCUCUGGGCCACAGGUUUCUCCCAGCACCAUCUGUUUUUUUAGCACAGUUAUUCAGUGAAUUUGAGCCCACCUUUGUGGUUGCCACAUAUGUUAUGUCAGGGGGCUAAGGCUCUUUGCUCCGAUGACCCAUGUUGGCAGUCUGCAUUGCCCCAGUGAUCCCUAUGACAGGCACACACACAUGCACACACACACACACCACGCCACACUGAAUCCAGGGGCAUAUCAGGACAUCUUAAAACUUCAUGAUUUACAUUUCAGUAAUGUAAGGGGUAGGCAUUUUCCAGGGAUGGAAUCUCCCGUGCUCAGAUAAUGGUUUUGGCUGGGAAUUUUCCUUUGGCUAAACUGCCUCAGGAGGAAUCUAUUAUUCUAGACGUUAUGUGAUGUAUAUAUCUGGGAUAAAAAUAGUGCUUACCUUCCUCUCUGGGAUGUAGCAGAAGGUGUACGAGAUUGUACUGUGAAGUAAUUAAGCUCUUAGAAGGCUCCUGCCUGAGAGAGCCCAGUAUUAUUGAAGUUCCUCUCCUUCCUCAAGGCCUGGUUGAACUGUGUCCUUUUGCUCUGGGUGGGGCCCAGGUCGAUAGGCCGGGAUAAGGCCUGUAAGCCAUACUUGAGUUUUGCGUUGAUUUACAUGUUUAUUCUGUGAUCUUGGUUCCAAACACAGAAUUGUCACCUUGUUCUCAUGGAAUGUGCCUGAUCCUUGUCAAUUUUAAUUCACAUACUUGUUCUUAGUGUUAUGUGUGUGUGAAACUCUGGGUUUAAUUAAGAAGUCACAGAGUAAGAACAUUUUAGUGCCAUUGAAGAAAUGCUUUUAUGAUUUCUAAUAAAUAUUUAUUUUGCCUUGUUAA
Messenger RNA from Zalophus californianus (California sea lion), 5877 nucleotides. RefSeq names its product transient receptor potential cation channel subfamily V member 3 (gene TRPV3). The record is from RefSeq and is a predicted model, not a curated record. Gene Ontology annotation, cellular component: membrane. Gene Ontology annotation, biological process: calcium ion import across plasma membrane. Bases 236 to 2611 code for a protein of 791 amino acids. The transcript has 19 exons. NCBI's taxonomy places the organism in Eukaryota, Metazoa, Chordata, Mammalia, Carnivora, Otariidae. Gene Ontology annotation, molecular function: calcium channel activity; protein binding.